GUUACCGGUCUCACGCGCGUUCAAACAUUACAACAAGAUGGCUGCAGCUCCAUUGACACUUGAAGACGUAUCUGCGUUGCUUUUAAACGACGUAUACCAAGAGCAAUUCGACUUCAUUGAGCUUGUCCGCGAUGUCGUUGCCUCCAUCGAUGGUCAGACCCCGUACGGCACAAUACGAGCCAAGGUCGAGCUGCUUCUUGCACUUGUCGGUAGAGAUCUGCUGAAGCUUAACAGACUCGUCGAAGUCGUCAACGCCGAGAUUGCGAGUCGAUUGAGCUGGGUCGUAGCAAUAGGCAUAAAGUUCUACAGUGCACUAUUCAUCGCAAUCGAUCCAAAUCUGGAGCUCGAAGUCUUCAGCGAUAAAAGUAGCAUGGGUGCCGACAUCGCCGGCAAGUACAUUCUCGACGUUGCCGGCCAGUUCGCCGCCGAGUCAAAAUGGGGAUCUCAAUCUGUCAACGUACUGGAGUUCUCGCUCUGCCUUCUCAGAGCCUUUCCGAUCGGACAACGUGGAUUGGCGAUAGCGAAGAACCUGGGUUGCGGUUUAUUGGAGAAGAUGGCCACGUCUCCGUAUCUGCCUUUCCACAACAACUAUGACGCCUUCUCUACGUUCGCAUACAAGGUUAUCCCUCUGCUUGACACCGCAGAUGGGAGCUCGAAAUCCAGUCGCGUCACCAAUAUUCUACAGGCUUUGGAGUGGGAAGACUAUGAAAGGACGGAGGAGGCGAAGGCCGAACUGGAGCUCAUGUGUAACGAAUUGGGAAGGUCUGAUCUUUACCGGAAGCAAACAGAGUCUACUGCGGUCGAGCACGUGGACCCUGUUGCGGCUGAAGAUACAGACUCUAUUGAGUUCGAUUAUGUAUAUAACCAGGGUCGAUUCAGCCUCAUUCCGCUUGAGCAGCUUGAGCAGGAAAUCAAAACUAGCUGGAAGCUGUUUACCACAACACCGAAUUGGGAAUUGCCGACUAUCGAACGAUUGCUCAAGAGCAUCUCCGAGGCCAUGAGGAUUGACGCUCCAGCCUGGGUACAGACCAUUACACUCGACAUGAUAGAGGUCAUAAUGCAGUCAGAGCAUCUGUUCUUGCAUAAGAACUUGCAGAUAGUGGUCGGCUUUAUCCGUCCUGUUGCACCGGCGCUUGAAGUUAUGGCUGACACUAAUCAAUGUGAUCGAUUGAUGGCUCUACGACAUGAGCUCAGUAUCCACAGAUGUGUGCAGUCAGUACAGGAUCGCCAUGCCAUCGAGGUCCUUCGCCGAGGAGACCUGGGUAGAAUCGUGCGAUGCCCAACAACACAGCCCGCGGGCGAUAGGCUUCAGGAAGAUGAGCUUCAGGCAGCUAUCUCCAAGCUCGGUAUCGACUAAUAUCUUCGCACGGGAACGUGGUUUCGGAUUGCCCGGGCCGGUUUGUUCGACGUAUAGAGAAUUGGCAAGAAAAGGUGACAGGCGUGGUUGGCAAUGGUUAUCGCUGUGGACAAGAGAGAGUAUAUCUGGAGGGGCAGUUCUGUCGCGCUCCUGAUCGGGUCUUUUGCGAUGCCCAGUUCGCCAUGUGUAGAUGCUCUAUAUGCUCAUGUGCUUUGAACGUCUAGAAUCCGCCAAUUCGUGGAAUCUAAUCAAGUGGUUCUCCAUGUGCGCCAUUUAGGAACGUGCUUUAGUGAUCCAAAUUCCCAUUUCCCCUCACUGAGAAGUGCAAAAUUCCUGCACAUAAUGCGCAAAACCAGACCGGGCUGUAGUCGGGUGAAAGGCGCAUAAUGUUCUUG
Molecule: messenger RNA, 1752 nt
Organism: Alternaria rosae
Lineage: Eukaryota; Fungi; Ascomycota; Dothideomycetes; Pleosporales; Pleosporaceae
Exons: 2
Coding region: 38-1357 (439 amino acids)
Source: RefSeq, a predicted model, not a curated record